UGUCAUAAGUGUCGCGUGUCAUUCGUGUUCGUUUAAAGUUUUAUUCCCAUUUAUGAGAAGAAGAACAAGGCUCGGGGGAGGUGGAUGCUGGUGUGAACUGUUAUGAGUGACACUGACAGGGUUACUAGUGAAUGAUGGCGACUGGAUAUAAGGUAACGGUAGAGCCCGUCCUCUUCCUGUACAUGUUGGCUGUGUUCAUGUUAUAUGCAGCACUGCAGGAUCUUAUCUAUACAAAGGUGUGUCUCCAAGACUUUGCAAAAAGAAUAUGCCAUGAUUUAUACAAUCCAGAAAAUCGCGAGGCUCUUGACGUUGUUCAGACAGGAUCAUCGCACUGGGUUCUGGGGUCAACCCUCAUGUUAGCCCUGCCUUCCAUUGUAACAGCUCAGUUCUUGGGCUCAUGGAGUGAUACAUAUGGCCGUAAAAUACCAAUGCUUUUGCCACCAGUUGGUGCAAUGUUUGCCAGUCUUCUCUACAUAAUCAUGAGCGUUCACCUGUAUCAGACACCUGUCAGCCUCGUUCUUCUGGCGUCCUUCCUCACAGGGUUAUGUGGAGGGUUCACGUCUUGCAUUCUUACUUGCAUGAGCUAUGUGGCACAGGUCAGCAGUUUUCGCACAAGAACCGUCCGUGUUGGGAUCCUGGAAAGCAUGAUCUUUAUGGGAGGAACCAUUGGCCCUCUGCUUGGCGGUUGGGUGCAGGAGGCCGGAGGAAGACCUGCAACAUUCACUGUCAUUAUGGCAUGUCAUGCAGCCAUUGUCAUUUACAUCAUACUAUGUGUUCGGAAUAUUCCACCAAGGCAUCCUCCACAGGGAUACUGGGUACGUGAUGGCUGUGGCUGCCAGCACCUGCGUGAGUCAGCAAGUACUGUGAUUAGGGAGAGACAGGAGAAUCGUCGAUCAUAUAUUGUAUUGCUGUUGGCAUCAGCAACAGUAGUCAUGAUUUGCACUGCUGGUGAAUUGGACAUAUCAUAUCUUUUUGUGAAGGACAAGCCAAUAGAAUGGGGCUUUGAGAAAUAUACAUGGUAUUUCUCACUGAAAUAUGGGCUAGGAGCUGUGGCACUGCUUGGCAUUCUUCCCUUAUGCUCAAAAGUGCCAGACACAAUACUAGCACUUAUAGGCCUUGUGAGUAAAGCUUGUGGCUUGGUGGUGCUCGGCAUUGCUUGGGAGGACACGGCUGUGUUUGUGGGAGCAGCAGUGUCCAUGCUGAGCACCUGGUCCAUGCCAACGCUGAGAGCUGCCAUGUCCAAGUUGGUCGAACCAAAUGAGCAAGGCAAAUUGUUUGCAUGCGUAGCUCUGCUUGAGAAUGCUUGUACACUAGUUGCUUCUGGAGUGUUCAACAGCAUCUACCCAGCAACGAGGCAUAUCUUCCGUGGGUUUACCUUCCUGAUGGCUGCAACGUUUCUUAUUCUGCCCAUUGUCAUAAUCAGUGUUCUACACAAGGCUCUGCGACAGUUCAGUAAGUAUGAUUCGGUGGAGCUAGCAGAGGAAGCAAGGGAGGAAUUUGAGGAUGCAGACAGUGACAGGAAUGUAUCCCCCACGGCCCAAGGAGAGGACGUUUCUCCCAGCCAAGAGGAUGGUUCUGGUGUAAGGGUUGAAGAAAGCACUCAGGAGCAGAAUUCUGGAACAAACAACAGUGAAAUAGUCACAGUAGCUGCAGGUAGUGAAGGUGUUUGAAGUAAAGCGUGCAGAAUGAAGUGAUGGGAGAUGGUAAAGGUGUGAUGAAAGAAUCUUUUGCUUGGUAAGAUUAAGAUAUGAUUUGUUGCUUUGUGUUAUAGUCUGUUGGUCACCCAGCUGUUCAAACCUUUUAAUUAUGGAUGAUGUAUUUAUUAUUUGAGAAUUCUGCAUACAGAUUACAAAGAACAAAGAAUAUGCCAGACAUGCUUUUGCAAGGAGGCAUUUUUCCAUGCAUAUUGCAAUGGAAAUAUUCCCAGUUCUUCAUUAU
Molecule: messenger RNA, 1938 nt
Organism: Penaeus monodon (black tiger shrimp)
Lineage: Eukaryota; Metazoa; Arthropoda; Malacostraca; Decapoda; Penaeidae
Product: proton-coupled folate transporter-like
Exons: 10
Coding region: 132-1670 (512 amino acids)
Biological process (GO): transmembrane transport
Cellular component (GO): membrane
Molecular function (GO): transmembrane transporter activity
Source: RefSeq, a predicted model, not a curated record